Mizuhopecten yessoensis (Yesso scallop) is the source of this 2400-nucleotide messenger RNA. RefSeq lists its product as uncharacterized. Bases 40 to 939 code for a protein of 299 amino acids. NCBI's taxonomy places the organism in Eukaryota, Metazoa, Mollusca, Bivalvia, Pectinida, Pectinidae. The transcript is spliced from 3 exons. The record is from RefSeq and is a predicted model, not a curated record.
CUCCGAAUGUACUGACCACAUGACCUGUCACGAAGGAUCAUGGCAUCAUCUGGCGAUUCGACACGACAAGAAGAAAAAGGACAAAGCAGUGGACACCGUGCUGUUUUGUUGGUGACCAGUCAUCACGGUCAAGUGCUGUACCGGGGGAUACCACUGGACUACAUAGAUCGUACAGGUCACAUUAGUGUUUGGAACGUUGCGAAGAUGAUAUCGAGCGCUGUUGAUGUAUUGUGUAGAUGUGGGUAUACCGAGAGAGAAGCCGCAUUAACCGAUACCCGACGUGCUUUUCUUGUUCGACAGCGUUUGGUAAUCUCUCCUCGUUUGCACUCAGAAACCUCCAAAAUAAUCGACACCAAUAUUUUGGUAACCGCUACUGCUGGAAAAGUAGGAAAAUCAUCAAGGACGUCGAACGCUGAACUUAGGUCAAGUGGAAGUGAUGUCGCGUUUGUAAAAUGUGCAUACACCGGCGUUUUGUUUGAUACCAACAUUAACAGACCAGUGCCGUACCCAAAAUGGUUUGCCGAAAAAUAUUGUUCUCCACUUUCAUAUAUUGACAAUAGUCAUAUACAAGCUAAGAAGGAUAUGGUAUCUUUCCCUUCAAACGCUCACAGGACCCAGCUGAAAGUCCGUCACAGUGAUACAGAUUUCAACAUGCACGUGGCCAAUGCGGAAUAUUUACGUUACUGUAUGGAAGCGGCCACAGAUGCCUCUAUAUCCGGAUACUUUAGACAUUUCAGCCGAGACAUGUGUUGGUACCCUGUACUGGAACUUGAUAUCAUAUAUCUCGCUCAGUCUCGACCCGGCGAGAUGUUGGAUGUCUACACCUGGCAGGACGAAUAUGAUAUUCAGGCCAUAUACUUUUCUAUCCAUCGAGAUCGAACCGCCAUUGCUGUUUCUGCUUUCAAAUUUGGAUUCGGUGAAAAUACAUCUCACCUUUGACCAAAAUCGUAGAAAACUACGGAGACAUCAAGUAGACAUUAAGAAAUAAUUACAUAUGAAUACAUUUUGAGAUAAAUUCACACCUAUUGGGCAUGUGUUCGCAGAUUAAAGGCCAUAUGAUCUUUUAAACAUAUAUAAGAUACAGCUUUAAUCUUCCAACCACUUUAUCUUCCUAUAAACAGGGGCCGGAUCAUCACGGAAGGAUUGCCAAGACAAAUUUGUAAAGAAAGAGGCUAGUCUGUGCCUCAAACAUUGGUUAGAUUGCCAUUGACUUGUAUAAAAGGCUAAAUCUUUAUGCUGUUUUAAUAUCAUUUGAUAUCACAGACCAUGCCUGGAAGUAUUUGUGUUUUCUCUUAAUGACAGUUUCUUGUCUAUAAACAGUAUUUACAAGGUGGAAUACUAUUUCCUUAUGCUUAUUUUGAGGAAAACAUUUUGGUGAGACAAAACAGAAAAUGUUUUAGAAGUGUUUUGAAAACAAGUAACAAAGACGGCAAUAUUCUAAUAGAUAUACAGGCUGUUGGGUUAAUUCACCAAAUAGGCCGCAGUCACAAGUAGGAAAAUGCCGACGGGUCCAUGGUACAUUGUUUGUAUUGAAAUGCAAGAACACCAAUGGAUCAUUUAAUAAUUCACAAUAGAUAAUGUCAAUGUUAAUAUACCAAGGAUCUUCCCAUCUUUGUAUAAUUCAAUUCUAUAAGAUCAGGUGGUACGUUUUGUUGUUACAGACCGACCAGAGAUAAUGUUUAUGAAUCGUAUCAGCAGGACCGAUUUGCCUUGGUGAUCGUUUAAGUGAUGAAAACCAAGUGUAAAUCAAGCGAGUGUGAAUUUGACUACAGAAAUAGAUUAUUUAUUUGACACAGGAUUGAGUGCUGGGUGAGUUCUGUGAGAUUUUCUAUGUAACACAGGAUUAAGUGCUGGUGAGUUCUGUGAGAUUACUAUCUAACACAGGAUUGAGUGCUGGGUGAGUUCUGUGCUCCUUGUUCCUUUGAAGACUUCAUUGAAUAGAUUAUCUAUCUAACACAGGAUUGAGUGCUGGGUGAGUUCUGUGAGAUUAUCUAUCUAAUUCAGGAUUGAGUGCUGGGUGAGUUCUGUGAGAUUAUCUAUCUAACACAGAAUUGAGUGCUGGGUGAGUUCUGUGAGAUUAUCUAUCUACCACAGGAUUGAGUGCUGGGUGAUUUCUGUGAGAUUAUCUAUCUAACACAGGAUUGAGUGCUUGGUGAGUUCUGUGUUUUUUGUUCCUUUGAAGAAAACAACUGUGCACAAACAGUUUUUAUUAUAUUUGCAGUUGAUUAUUUAUUUAUUCAUUGAAAUUAUUCUGCUCAUGUAGGUUUCCGAUCGCAUUUGAACUCUAUCAACACUGAUGGGUAGUUUGGACUGAAAUGAUUAAGAGAAAAUAAUCUAUGUAUAACUACACUGAUGGGUAGUUUGGACUUGUAUGAAUGAUAAAUAUACACAUUUCAUUCA